GAGCCUCGUUCCUCAGCUUUUCGGCUCUCUGUGCUCCCGUCUGUCUGGACCGCGUGAGCUUCUCCUCGGCAGAGGAGCCUUUCUUGUCCCGAGGGGUUCGAACUCAAGGUGUCUCCUUGCCGUGCUCUGCUCACCCUCUUCUCCUCCCCCAGCGCUUCGUUGUUCAGACGUUGUCCUCGCCUGCCACCCGACCAGGGCAUGCCGGGCUGAGGAGGGAAGUGAAAGACUCGCUGUUCUCGGCGUCCUCCCUCUCUGAAAAUCCAGGCGCCGCAGCUUUCUCGGCCCCGAAGCCGCCAUGGCCGACACGCUGGAGUUCAACGAGAUAUACCAGGAGGUCAAGGGAUCCAUGAACGAUGGUCGGCUGCGCCUGAGCCGCCAGGGCGUGAUCUUCAAGAACAGCAAGACGGGGAAGGUGGACAACAUCCAGGCGUCGGAGCUGGCGGAGGGCGUGUGGCGACGCGUGGCGCUCGGUCACGGCCUCAAGCUGCUCACCAAGAACGGCCACGUCUACAAAUACGAUGGUUUCCGGGAAUCGGAGUUUGACAAGCUCUCAGAUUUCUUCAAGGCCCACUACCGCCUGGAACUGGCGGAGAAGGACCUGUGCGUGAAGGGUUGGAACUGGGGGACGGUGAGGUUUGGAGGACAGCUUCUCUCCUUUGACAUCGGAGAGCAGCCGGUGUUUGAGAUCCCCCUAAGCAACGUGUCUCAGUGCACGACAGGCAAGAACGAGGUGACGCUGGAGUUCCACCAGAACGAUGAUGCCGAGGUCUCGCUCAUGGAGGUUCGCUUCUACGUGCCCCCUACCCAGGAGGACGGCGUCGACCCUGUGGAGGCCUUCGCUCAGAACGUCCUCUCCAAGGCGGACGUGAUCCAGGCCACUGGGGAUGCCAUCUGCAUUUUCCGGGAACUGCAGUGCUUGACGCCUCGCGGGCGAUAUGACAUCCGUAUCUAUCCCACCUUCUUGCAUCUCCACGGCAAGACCUUUGACUACAAGAUCCCCUAUACUACUGUGUUGCGCCUCUUCCUGCUCCCGCACAAGGACCAGCGGCAGAUGUUCUUCGUGAUCAGCCUGGACCCCCCGAUAAAGCAAGGCCAGACCCGCUACCACUUCCUGAUCCUGCUCUUCUCCAAGGAUGAAGAUAUUUCACUGACCCUCAACAUGAACGAGGAGGAGGUGGAGAAACGCUUCGAGGGGCGGCUCACCAAGAACAUGUCGGGCUCCCUCUACGAGAUGGUCAGCCGGGUCAUGAAGGCACUGGUGAAUCGCAAGAUCACUGUUCCCGGCAACUUCCAGGGACACUCUGGGGCGCAGUGCAUCACCUGCUCCUACAAGGCCAGCUCGGGGCUUCUCUACCCGCUGGAGCGCGGCUUCAUCUACGUGCACAAGCCACCCGUUCACAUCCGCUUCGAUGAGAUCUCCUUCGUCAACUUUGCCCGUGGGACGACCACCACCCGCUCCUUUGACUUUGAGAUUGAGACCAAGCAGGGCACGCAGUACACCUUCAGCAGCAUAGAGAGGGAGGAGUACGGGAAGCUCUUUGACUUCGUCAAUGCCAAGAAGCUGAACAUCAAGAACCGAGGCCUCAAGGAGGGUAUGAAGCAGAGCUAUGACGAAUAUGCUGACUCAGACGAAGACCAGCACGAUGCCUACUUGGAGAGGAUGAAGGAGGAGGGCAAGAUCCGAGAAGAGAAUGCCAACGACAGCAGCGACGGCUCUGGGGAGGAGACUGAUGAGUCAUUUAACCCUGGAGAAGAAGAUGACGACGUGGCUGAAGAAUUUGACAGCAAUGCCUCGGCUAGCUCUUCCAGCGGUGACGGUGACAGCGACCGGGACGAGAAGAAGCCAGCCAAGAAGGCCAAGAUUGUCAAAGACCGCAAGCCCCGCAAGAAGCAGUUGGAGAGCAAGAAAGGGAAAGACCCCAAUGCUCCUAAGAGGCCGAUGUCAGCUUACAUGCUCUGGCUGAACGCCAACCGCGAGAAGAUCAAGUCAGACCAUCCUGGCAUCAGCAUCACAGACUUGUCUAAGAAGGCUGGGGAGCUCUGGAAAGCCAUGUCCAAGGAGAAGAAAGAGGAAUGGGAUCGUAAGGCAGAAGACGCCAGGAGGGACUAUGAGAAGGCCAUGAAGGAGUACAGUGUGGGCAGCAAGUCAGAAAGCUCCAAGACGGAGCGGUCUAAAAAGAAGAAGAAGAAGCAGGAGAAGCAGAUGAAGGGGAAAGCGGAGAAGAAAGGUGCAGCCUCCAAGUCUUUGUCCUCCACCAAGUCCCCUGCCAAGAAUUUGAGUGAGAGCUUCAAGAGCAAGGAGUUUGUCUCCAGUGAUGAGAGCUCCUCUGGAGAGAGCAAGAAGGAGGUAUGGCUCUUCCACUUCUGUUGGCAGGCUUGGGUCCUCUGCCCCAUCUUCUCUAUGGUGCGCUCCGGUCAUCUCUUUGGGAAUGGUACACCCGUCCCACCUCUACAGGGAGCGCACCCCUCUGGCUGGUUCCGAGGUCAGCGAGAGGACUGGUACGGGCCGGCCCGCGUCAGGGGCCCAGAUCUUGGGCUACAGCCGGCUCUGAACCCACCUUGCCUCGACUUUGAGUCCUCCUGCCCGUACCGCCGGGGGCAGGGAGACGCAAGAGCAGGAUACAGCUCUGGGGACGCGGAGACCCAGGACGGGGACGUCACACCUGCUUGGGCUGGCGAGUAUGGCAACGGUGACGCAGAAAUCAAGGACAGGGAGAUCACCCCAGACUGGGCCAGUAACUACAGCAAGAGGGACGCCGAGACCAAGGGUGAGGAUUUUACGCUGGGCUGGGCUGGCAGAUCCAGCACUGGGGACACUGGGACCCCGGAGAAGGAGUUUUGCCCCAACAGGCCAGCCUGGGACAGCAAAUACAACACUAAGGACAUGGAGAGCCAGGACAGGGAGUUCAGCCCCAGCAGACCAACGUGGGAUAGCAAAUACAGUGCCAGGGAUAUGGAGAGCCAGGACAGGGAGUUCAGCCCUAGCCGACCAGCCUGGCCUGGUGAGUACAGCGCCAGGGAUAUGGAGAGCCAGGACAGGGAGUUUAGCCCCAGCAGACCAGCUGAGGCCAGCAAAUACAGCGCCAAGGAGAUGGAGAGCCAGGACAGGGAGUUUAGCCCCAGCAGACCAGCCUGGGAUAGCAAAUACAGCCCCAGGGACAUGGAAAGCCAGGACAGGGAGUUCAGCCCCAGCCGACCAGCCUGGGCUGAUGAAUACGGCCCCAGGGACGUGGAGACGCAGCACAGGGAGUUUAGCCCCAGCAGACCAGCUGAGGCCAGCGAAUACAGCCCCAGGGGCAUGGAGAGCCAGGACAGGGAGUUCAGCCCCAGCCGACCAGCCUGGGAUAGCGAAUACGGCCCCAGGGAUAUGGAGACGCAGCACAGGGAGUUCAGCCCCAGCAGACCAGCCUGGGCCAGUGACUACAGCUCUACAACCUCCCAAAAGGAAGAUAGAGAGUUCAGUGCCGGCCGGCUGAGCUGGGCUGAUGAACGCAGCGUUGGCCAAACCGAGCCAGCAAAUGCUUUCGGUGUCGGAAAAGGAGACUUGCCUGGGGCCCGUGCCCCUGAUCACCCAGCUCGAGAGCCUGGCUGGAGCAGCUCCGACAAGCAGGAGAGCGGUGCUAUCGGUAGCAGGGACUGGGGUGAAGAGCUCGGCCUUGGCGGAGCUGAGCGCCAGAACCAAUUCGGCAUCAUCGGGACAGACCGGGUGCCGGAUCCCUCCAGG
This is a messenger RNA of Struthio camelus australis, 3724 nucleotides long. The record is from RefSeq and is a predicted model, not a curated record. NCBI's taxonomy places the organism in Eukaryota, Metazoa, Chordata, Aves, Struthioniformes, Struthionidae.